AUGAUUGGAAUUCAACAGCUGAAUUUGGAAAAUCGGGAGAGAUGCCGCGCUAUUGUAAACGGGCCUCAAACAAAAGACUCUAUCACUGUGGCAGUAGAGGGAAACAUAGGGAGUGGCAAGUCUACAUUCCUGCAGUACUUUAAAAAGUUCCCAGAAGUUGAGGUUAUACCGGAACCAGUCAGUAAAUGGAAGGAUGUGGAUGGUUAUAACACUCUAGAUCUGAUGUACAAGGAUGCCUCUCGUUGGAGCCUUGCCUUCCAGUCUUAUGUACAACUUACCAUGGCAGAGGGCCAUAGACAGAACAAGAAUAAAAGUGUGAAAAUGAUGGAAAGAUCACUAUUCAGCGCCAGAAACUGCUUUGUAGAAAAUCUAUACAGAGGUGGUCUGAUGCCUGAAGUCGACUACGCCAUCCUGUCAGAGUUCUAUGGAUGGAUUACAAAAAACGAGGACACCAAUGUUGAUCUGAUUGUAUACUUGCGUGCAGAUCCUGAGGUGUGUCAACGCAGGAUCCAGUUACGAAACAGGGAAGAGGAGAAAGGCGUCCCAAUUGAGUACCUAAAGUCACUUCAUGCCCUACAUGAAGACUGGCUUAUAGACCAGAACAAAUUCAAACUUCCUGCCCCUCUCCUGGUAAUUGAUGCCAACCAUGAUAUAAACGACUUGUAUAUGAAAUUUGACGAAGCCAAAGAAGAGAUAUUUGCUAAAUUGUCAUGA
Ylistrum balloti is the source of this 714-nucleotide messenger RNA. RefSeq names its product thymidine kinase 2, mitochondrial-like. Gene Ontology annotation, biological process: nucleobase-containing compound metabolic process. The transcript has 10 exons. The record is from RefSeq and is a predicted model, not a curated record. Gene Ontology annotation, cellular component: mitochondrion; cytoplasm. Lineage: Eukaryota; Metazoa; Mollusca; Bivalvia; Pectinida; Pectinidae. The coding region runs from base 1 to 714 and encodes 237 amino acids. Gene Ontology annotation, molecular function: ATP binding; deoxynucleoside kinase activity.